This is a messenger RNA of Polistes dominula (European paper wasp), 4896 nucleotides long. It is a transcript of the gene Cad99C, whose product is annotated as cadherin 99C. Lineage: Eukaryota; Metazoa; Arthropoda; Insecta; Hymenoptera; Vespidae. Gene Ontology annotation, molecular function: calcium ion binding. Gene Ontology annotation, cellular component: plasma membrane. Gene Ontology annotation, biological process: homophilic cell-cell adhesion. The record is from RefSeq and is a predicted model, not a curated record.
GUUUAUGCGAAGUUGAAUCUGGUCAAUCAAAUAUUAUUUUGGAUAUUGAGGAAAGCAGAGGAAAUGCCAUAGAUCAAAAGACAACCCCAGAAGAAUUGCCAGUCUCUGGUGACCCUUACAACGAGACAACCUUGGAACUAAUAUUUCCUGGCAGGCAACCACUUUUUAAAUUAGUUGGGAAAAAACUUCAACUUUUGGAACCACUCGACAGAGAUGACGAGAAUCUAUCACAUGUUGUUUUUCAGUUGAGUUGUACCGUCAAACAGACCAAUAAAAAACGUACGAUACCAGUUAUCGUAAGGGUUUCUGAUAUCAAUGAUAACGCACCUAAAUUCAUCAACACGCCCUAUGAAACAACAGUACCCGAGUUAACACCGGUUGGAUCGACGAUAUUCAAAAAUGUCGUAGCAAUCGAUGCAGAUGCCGGAGUUAAUGGGAUUGUUGAAUACUCAAUUGCACCAAGUGAUGGUACAGGAAUUGGUAACAAUGAUGGUGUCGGUCGUAACAGGAUUACAACUGCCGACGGUUAUGGAUAUUUUAGUAUCAAUUUACCUCAUCAGGGUCAAGUCACUGUUAAUCGUACUCUUGAUUUUGAAAAAACUCAACGUUAUUUGGUCACCAUAUUGGCAUCGGAUAGGGCGUUGAACGUAUCGGAAAGAUUCACGUCUACGACCACCUUGACUGUGAACAUCAGAGAUGACGAUGAUCAAGAUCCAUCGUUCAUCUACCAAGGUUGCAUGCUGUUGGAUGGCGCCUGCAUUAAUCCAGAAUACUCGGCAUCUGUAUCAAGUGGAGUAUUGUCUGGUAUAUUGAACAUAUCACCGGAGAAAAUUCAAGCAGUUGACAUGGACAGCAUAAAUGCUCCAAUUCAUUAUUCAUUUCUCAGUGGAAAUCCAACGAAUUAUCGUGAUUUUUUCGAGAUCAAUCCUAACACAGGUGCUGUAAAACAAAUCAAGGCUGUUGAUACUUCGGUAACGAAAAAAUUCGACAUAAUAAUCAAGGCUGUUGAGGUGUCGGAAGCAAAACGAUCUGCCACGGCGAAGCUGAUAAUCACGGUUAAACCGGUCGACAGCAAUCCUCCGGUGAUCACAGCUUCGAACAACGAGGGUUUUGUCGAUGAGAAUGCACCAGUGGGUACAAAGGUCAUCGAUAAAAAUGCCAAACCAAUAACACUCACCGUAUCCGAUGCAGAUCUGGGUGUUGACGAUCCAAAACCAACAUAUACGUUCGAAUUGACAACGAGUUACUUUUCGAUCGAUCCGUCAGGCGUGUUGAUUGUAAACGAAGAAAAUUUGGAUCGUGAUCCACCGAAUCCUGGUCGUUUUCGUUUUCAAGUUGUCGCUAGGGAAAAAACGGGCAUGGCUGCAUCAGCACCGCUUUCUUUCGUCGUGACGUUGAACGAUGUUAACGAUAAUGCACCUCAUCUUCCUAUGACUGCACCGAUUUCGGUACAAGCAGGUGAAACCAGACGAGAAGUUACCAAGGUCGAGGCAACUGAUAACGAUGAAGGUGAAAACGCAGAAAUAACUUACAGUAUUUAUCACGUUUCCAACAACGGAUUACACAAAUUUAAAAUAGAUCCUAAAACUGGUGUCAUCGAAUCCGUGAGAAAACUUAAUGCGGGAGAACAAUACAGUAUUACAGUACAGGCAACUGACAAAGGUGGUAAAUAUUCACAAACCAUUGUAGAAGUAAAUGUUAUUCCUGGACCUAAUACCAGGAGUCCAGUAUUUCAACAACCAGUUUACGAAGUACAAGUUAGCGAAGGUGCAUCUAUCAAUUCAACCGUUGCCACGAUCACUGCCAUUGACCCGGAAAACGAUCCCGUUUCUUAUUCCAUUGUUUCGGGUAAUGAUCUGAGACAGUUUGCCAUUGGUGACAAGUCUGGUAUUAUAACUGUCAUUAGAAAAUUGGAUAGGGAAGAUUUAACUCGUUAUCAAUUGUUAAUAAAAGCAGAAGAUACGGGUGGACUUUCGAGUACAGCUACUGUCAAUAUCAAGGUCACCGAUAUCAAUGACAAAAAUCCAGAAUUCGUAGAAUUGCCUUAUCAAUUUUCUGUGAAAGAAGGUGAGGCACGUAAAUUGAUAGGUCGAGUUCAUGCCGAGGAUGCUGAUGAGGGUAUCAAUGCGGAAAUUACUUAUUUCGCACCAGACGAUAUUCCAUUUAUGGUUGAUCCUGAAACUGGCGACGUCUUGACGAAAAUUGUUUUAGAUUAUGAACAAAAUGACGAAUACAAAUUCGUGGUUACUGCAAGAGACGGUGCACCUGAUUAUCGGUUGGCAACUGCAACGGUAACUGUCAAAGUGAUUGACGUUGAAGAUGAAGUUCCAAUCUUUCGUCAAAGUAGUUAUGAAGCUCGUGUUAAAGAAAAUGUUCCAGAUUACAUGGUGAUACAAGUUUUGGCAGAUGAUCCAGACACUAAGAAACAAAUCACUUAUACAAUCAAACAAGGUGACACAGAACUUUUUUCUAUAGAUCCAAAAAGUGGAGUUAUACAAACUAUUCGUGGUUUAGAUUAUGAAAGAGAAAAUCAACAUAUUCUUAUUAUUGGUACUGUUGAAAACACUAGUGAUCUUCCUGGUUCUACAACAAGGGUUGUCGUCAAUGUUCAGGAUGUUAACGAUAUACCACCGAUCUUCACCAUGGUACCUAGACCCAUUACUCUUGACGAUGAUUCACCUAUAGGAACGACGGUUAUCAAUCUUGUCGCCACAGAUUCCGACGGCACUGCGCCAGGAAAUCAGGUGAGGUACGAAAUCAUUGGACGUGGUAUUGCGAGCAAAUACUUUGUCAUAGAUCCUGAUACCGGUGUUGUCAGAAUUCGAGAUGAUCUUAGAAAAGAAACUGACACUGAAUAUCAGGUUGACGUUCGAGCAUACGACAUGGGCGAGCCACAAUUGUCAUCCGUGACAACUGUCCCAAUUUUUGUUCGACACGUAGCAACCGUACCGUUAGAAGUUGGUUUAGGUUUUGCCGAGAAUUCCUACAACGUCGAUGUGCCGGAAGAUGCAACCGACGGGACAUUGAUCAAGAUAAUUACGAUCAUCAACAGUCACGCUCACGAUUCGACACCCUUGAAAUGUGAGAUAUACAACGGAAAUGAGAAUGAUUUGUUCGAGGCCAGUAUCACCGAGGAACGUAAUUGUGCCCUAAGAUUGAAAAAAGGUGCUUUGGAUUAUGAAACUACGGAAUUUUAUCAAAUCAAAAUUAGGUUAGAAUCGUUGUCCGGAUUGUUGAAUUCUGGCAGAAAUACAACUAUGGUAAAAAUCCAAGUGAUAGAUGUCAAUGACAACAAACCUGAAUUUAUAUUCCCAGAGGAUGACAACAAGCUCAGAAAUGGUCGAUACUUUGCAGCAAUACCUAAAAACGCUCAAUUUGGUUCUAGCGUUUUACAAGUGAAAGCUCACGACAAGGACAAUGGAAAAUAUGGCAAAUUAGAAUACAAAAUAAUCGAAGGACUCGGUUCGGAAUAUUUCGCGAUAGAUGCAUUUUCUGGUAUAAUUCGUACCACGGCUACUUUUGACAACAUUGAUUCGUCAGAAUUACCAUUCAAAUUUGACGUUAGUGUACGCGACAAUCCAAAUUCGACGAUUAAUUUCAAUAAAAUUAUUGCACCAAUUAUAAUUAAUCUGAUUGGUGAAGAGAAUCUUUUGAUAUUAGUAGUACAAGACGCGGCACCUGAAAUACUACAAAAAGAUUCUAGAAAAAUGGCUAAUAUAAUCGAAGAAAGAAGUGGAUUGUUGAUCGCUAUCGAUAGGAUUACUGUUAGAAAAGUUCGUACGAAGAAUGGUACGAUUGAAACUUAUCCGCAAGAUUCGGACGUUUGGUUUUAUGGGAUUGAUCCUGAGACAGAAUUGAUAUUGGAUCGUAAUAGUUCCAAAGUACAGAGGUUGAUCGUUGAAAGAACUGCGGCAUCGAACAUCACGUUUGACGUGUCAACUUUAGUCAGAGCUAAUGCAAUUGAAAUACACGCGCCAGUAAUGUACGCCGAGCCGGUACGCACGCAAACAGCUGUUGCAUUCAGUGGUGAGGUAUUCCCAUAUGCUCUUAUCAUCAUUGCUUGCGUCAUACUGAUACUUGGAAUAGCUGGGAUCAUCUACAUCUGCGUAUCUUGGUCCAGGUACAAGGCAUACAAGGAACGUAUGCAACGAAUGUACGUUGUACCACGUUAUGAUCCUGUUUAUGUUGAGCCCAAUUUAAAGGAAUACGAGACCCAGGUGUUACAGAUGAGCGUACCAGUUGAUGACAACGACAGUUACAAUGACUUGCAACUCGAUUUCAGCAACAAAAAUCAUGCAUUCAGUUUGGACAACGUUAGUUACAUUACCAAAGAUCAUGGUGGAAGUACAGGCCAACAGAGUCCUGUGAGCUCGGAAGCUGCAACAACCGCUCGUGCAUCGAGCAUAGCUGGGAAUCAUGCCGAGGGUAACGUUCAUUCCCUUAGACGAUCAACACUCGGUCGUAAGAAUCACACAAGCAGUAACAGCAACACCAUGAACAAUCACGAUACAACCACCACACCCGUAUUAAAUCCCCUUUACAAUCAUGCCGGUGAUUUACUCAGUGCUAGUCCCUCAAACGAUAAUGUUACGUUCCGAGAAAAGAAAGAUUAUUCACAUCUCGGUUUUACUUAUUUGUACGAACAAAGUCCCGUAGAAACUACCACUGAAUUGUAAACAAUAACAAUAAUAAGAAAAGAAAAGAAAAGAAAAGAAAAGAAAAAAACACACACACACAAAAUGUUCAACUAUGAUCUACCGGAAUUAUUAUUAUUCUAUUGCGAGAACAAAUGGGGAGGAGGGGAGGGAAAUUAAGUCCCGUAGAGAAACUAUCACUGAUUUGUAAAUAACAAUGAUAAGUAUAACACUAACAAUAGUAAAAAAAAAAAAAAAAAAA